Molecule: messenger RNA, 1548 nt
Organism: Penicillium chermesinum
Lineage: Eukaryota; Fungi; Ascomycota; Eurotiomycetes; Eurotiales; Aspergillaceae
Exons: 2
Coding region: 1-1548 (515 amino acids)
Source: RefSeq, a predicted model, not a curated record
AUGCCGGCACGGCUCAAGAGCCAGUGGACGCUGCUUCGGCAAGCCUUGGCUUACCAAAAACCCCGCUGUGUUCCGAGAAGCUAUGGAGGGUCAAGGUGCUACGGCGCAUAUACAUGGUUGACGAAGUCACCAGAGAACUUGGGCGUCGAUGACUUCUUUGCGAGCUUUCCUACCGAGCCAUUCGAGCGAGCAUCCAGCUUAACCUCCGUUCCUUUACUCCUCGUUACGCCUGGCCUCGCGCAUUAUCUGGACCCUCAAUUCCCUUUCCUUGAUCUGUUCGUCAACAAGUUAUAUACCCUCAAUUCACAGCAACGUGACGGCAUUUAUACGGUUGUGGCAGUUGUUGACAAAAUCCCAAAUUUUGCCAGAAAACUAGCGACAACCAGUCCAAGCGUUUCUGAAAAUGGAGAAUAUGAGGGCCUGUCUGUCUUGCUAGUAGAAGAAGCGGACCUCCAAUGGAAGGCGGCGCCACCACGUCGCAUCGGAAACCCGUCGGGAGAAGAGCCUAGUCUUGCUGUGGCAGUCAAAUGCUCUCCGACAGACCAGAAUUCCCAAGGAGCUGCUCACGAAGUAGGUCUCCGACUUGCCAACACCGUGUUCAUUAAUGGGAAAGAAAGGACCCUUACGGGCAUGUUUUGGGCCGCAACCCAAGGCGAACAAGGGGCCAGAUAUACCCUGCAGAAGACGGCUGACUUGACGAGUUGUUGCGUCUCCACAAACGGGAUCGAUAUUGCCUCCAAGUUGACACUUCCCCUUUAUCCUGUUGGAGAGCGUCGAACUGUCAUAGCUGGAAUGGGUAACAUUCUGCGCCAGCUGUCAAAGUCGACUGACUCCACAUCUAUGGUUCCAAUGCCCGCUUCGACUGAACUUGAAAAAGAGCUCCCGCGUUACAUUGAAGAGCAUAAUAUUGCCGAUCGACGAGUUUCUGUGUGGGCAUUAGUGGAGAAACCUCAUGCAGAGCCCGUACAAGAGGCUUCGACCAGUGAUAGAUUAUCCCACGCACUGCGCCAAGGGGGCAAACUACAUCGCGUUAUGAGUGGUGGGGGUGGAUGGGGGAAGAAGCAGGGGCUUCUCUCUCUUGAUCCAGAGAUUGCAUUCCCGAAGACGGCUUGGAACAAGGGCUCUAACCUUUUAGUUGAUGCUUUUAACGCGCCCACCGACGGAGGUGACAUGGAGAUGCCCCCCAUGUUCCUCGAGAACGGGUUGAUUGGCGAAGAUCUGUCUCAUUUGUCCCAGGUAGCGAACCCUGGUGACUCUAUUCAGUUCUUUGUAGCUGUUGAGCCAAAGGCAAUAAGGGAACAAGAGACUGCCAGUGAGUCUGGGUCGAACAUCUCAUAUACCUUUGGCGUGGUUUCAGAUGCAGAGGAUAUGAAUAUUCAAGCUGGGCAUGGUAGUCAGGGUUCUGUUAUCUCAGUACCCAACAGUUUUGGUGCGCUCUCUGAAAAAGCGAUCACCUAUUCUCAGCCAGUGCCACAAGCGGGCAUGGUGGUCGAGUCCAGCACAAAGUUGGAUAUUCCUGGCUGCCGAGUGACCCUGCAACCGCGGUGA